AAGAAACGUACGCUCCCCGGAACUAGGCACCAUGUCUUCUAUCAUCGCCCGCUCUGCCUUCCGCGCCGCUCCCCGCCUUCGCGCCUCUCCUGUGACCCGCCGCUGGGCCAGCGCCGCCGCCGAGGGGGAGAGAGAAGCUGGCAAGCAGGCGCUCCAGACCGGAGCCAAGCGCGACCCUGAGCUCUAUGUCCUCCUGGCUAUCAUGAGUGGUGUCUUUGGCCUGGCAGGAUGGCACUUUUCCCGCUCUCCUACCAGCGCCUCGUCUGAGCGAGCUGUUGCCAAGGCCGAAGGCAGCGAGCCCUGGAAACAAGAGGGAAGCACCGGUCCCUACCAAUACCACCCUGGCGGUGACACCAGCGUUAAGAAGGAUGCGCCUUCGGCUCUAAACGUGGUGGUCAUUCCUAACGUGACACUCCCCAAGGAGCUCCACGACACCUACAACAAGUGGGGCAAGGACGGAUACUAAAAGGUCGUGGCAAGCCUUGACGCUUGAGUUGCACUCGUGGAGGGGCCACGAUCCAACGGCUCUAAGAUUUUCUAUGUUUUGCAAAGACACAUCUGUAUAUACCUAGAGCACUCGUGGGUGAUCAGGACCUUCGAUGUCAGGCAUCAACAAUCACAAAUUUGAACUUCAGUGA
Molecule: messenger RNA, 638 nt
Organism: Parastagonospora nodorum SN15
Lineage: Eukaryota; Fungi; Ascomycota; Dothideomycetes; Pleosporales; Phaeosphaeriaceae
Exons: 4
Coding region: 32-466 (144 amino acids)
Source: RefSeq, a predicted model, not a curated record